AACCGAAUUUCGAAAAGUAUGGCCGCGGAGUGUUUGACAACAGCAACCGAGCAAUGGAUACGGGACAAAUUACAACUUAAACAUCCAUGCCUCGGUGAUGUCCGCUCUCUGAGCCUUCCUGGGACAAGUGAGGAGAAGAUUAGCCACCUGGGAAAUUCAUUAAAAAACUUCGUCCGUUUAAAGUCUUUGGACCUCUCAUGCAAUGCCCUUGUUUCUGUCGAGGGGGUUCAGCAUUUGAAAGUGCUGGAGAGGCUGAUCCUUUACUUCAACUGCAUUCCCUCCUUCGAGGAGGUGUCAGUGGUCUUCAAGCUGCCAACGCUGAAAGAGCUGGAUCUCAGACUCAACCCUCUGACCAAACGUUACCCCAACUACCGCCCUUAUUUGGUGCAUGCUAUGCCCAAUCUGCGCAAACUAGAUAGCUGUUCAGUCAGAGACACAGAGAGAAAAGCUGCAGUAAUGCAGUUCUCCUCUGAUCUUCCACCUCAGCAGAAGAGCUCUGCUUUAAAUCAGGCUGCUGACCAAAGAGGCACCAAUAAGAGACUGGCCUUAGUUGACCGCUUAACAAAGAGGCUCUCUCUUGGGACAGACACGAAUGAUAUUGUCUUGAACUUUGUUGAAAAAGAUCUGAGAGGUCAAAGUGAAACUCAAUCCCUCUCUACAUCAGUUCACAAGGGGACAGAAGAUUCCAGAGUACAAGAAUUAAAAGUUUUUACAGAACAGAGAAGUUCUACUCCAAUAAAGGAAAUUGCCAAAUCCAUACUCAGGUAUCCUUCUAGACAAUUUGAUAAAGCCGAGUCCAAAGUGUCACACGUGAAGGAACAGCCUCAUAAAGAAAGCUCCUCCUCAUUAAACGUGAUUGAAAGACCGAAAGUGUCCUUUGGCCCGUACAUUGAGAGACAGCAGCCACUGCUUGGAAAACAAAAGCAAAAGGACAAUGCCAAGCCAACCCGACAUACAGGCAGGGGCCAUUUUACACCAAAUCCUGAUCAGAGUCGGCGUCAUAGCUUCUCUUUUUCUAAUAUCCGGCCUCCAAGCCCACGUCGACCUGGUCUGAAUCUGUCUGACCGCUCCAACCCCAUCUUACACCCCCCGAGGCUUACAUACUCUAGCUUCAACAAAACAGAGGGGGGCUCCAGCCUGCCGCAGCAGAAGGAGGAGAAAAAAAGGGGUGGUUACAGAAAACCCCUGGAGAUGCUUCUUAACCUCGUGGACAAACACUGGACCGGAGAGAGGUCACUGCAUCAAAACAACAACUUCCUGUCUCAGGCUGUCCAGAUCCUCUCCAUGAUGGAAAACGAUAUUUCCAGUCGGGAGGGCGAGGUCAGGACCUUAAGACGGGAAGUUGAUGGGCUAAAUUUUCAAAGGGCUGUAAGAGAAGAGGAACACAAAGCUGAAGUCUGUAAGCUCUCUGCUGAGCUGGAGGAGGCUCGCAGUGCAGUUGGCAAACUCAAUGAGCAGCUCAGGAUUGUCCUGGAGGAAAAUGUCGCUCUGCAGAAGCAGCUCAUAAAGCUGGAACGACAGUAUCUCAAGUCUAUGAUGAAAAGCUCACCGAUGACUCAGAUUAGAGAGGCUCAGACAGAAGUGGAGGAGCUGAGGAGAGAGAUUGAGGGGUUGAGGGAGAAGGUUAAGGAGGCAGAGGAAGUCAAAGAGCUGUCAGAUAUGCUGCAAGAAAAUCACAGGUCUCUGGUGGCUAAUAAUGAAUGUUUGCAAGCUGAGCUCAAGGGAAGUGAGGAACUUUGAAGAAGGAUUUGAAUGAAGAGAUGCACACUGGGAUAAAAUAUCAAAGCAAAACUACACCGAGUCAUAUGAGCAUUGCAUUCACUGCACAAUGCCCAGCACCUACAGACUGUUUAUAAUUCUGUUUUAAUUUAUGUUUCUGCAGUUUACAUUUAUUUUUUCAGCAUAGCAAAUCCUCAACCUUUGUGUUUGUAGUUUAGUGAAUAUUAUCUGGAAAAUUUUCUAAAGGCUUUACUUGAUGUAAACAUCAACAAUACAUUUAAGAAAGCUUGUGUAUGAGAGUCAAAGGGCUGUUAUCUCUGUGUUAUCCGGGGGUAAAUGUUAGCGAGAAGGGUCUCACAUAUUUCCUGGAUCAGUGGAAAGAUUGUGUCUCUUUGCUGUUUCCCCCCAUUUUUAGGUCACUCGUGCCUCCAUCUGCUUUGUACGCUGCAGUGAAUGAAUGCAUCCAAACUCCAGCUGCACUGUGACUUUAUUUAUACCUCAGCCUAAGGGCCAAAGAGCUGCACGCUCGUGCAUUUUCCUCUCACUAAUGUAAGACCUGGCAAAGCUGGUUAGAGCAUGGAUGUUUCUACAUAAACUUUAUAUUUAUAUGACUGUUACAGGACAGCGUACUUGAACAGAGUUUCAAAGACAUGAGAAUGUAAAACACUGUUUUGACUGACACCCUGUAACCUACUCAGCAGAGGUUCUUAGGUGUGUUUUUUAUUUUCAGUAAUGCACUACAAAUCAUGAGCAUACAUUAAGAGGCCUAAAAGAACAAGAACAAAACACACUGCAUGCACUGGGGCACAAUAUUACAUGAAAAGUUAUUCGAAAAACAAAAAAAUAAGACAAUAUUGUUCCUCCACAUUAAAGGUGCACAGUAUUUGGCAUUAAGCACAAAAAGAGGUCAUACUUGAGCUACUGCAGCAGACAAAAAAACAACACUGAUAGCUGCUAGUUGAUGCACGAUUCUUCAUCAGCUGAGGCUACAGGUAGUGUGUGACAAGUGUGAAACAAACACUGUCAUGUUGGAAAAAUAUUCUACAAAAGUAUUUUACCCUUUGCAAAUGUUC
Molecule: messenger RNA, 2792 nt
Organism: Cheilinus undulatus (humphead wrasse)
Lineage: Eukaryota; Metazoa; Chordata; Actinopteri; Labriformes; Labridae
Gene: cep72
Product: centrosomal protein 72
Exons: 14
Coding region: 19-1740 (573 amino acids)
Molecular function (GO): protein binding
Source: RefSeq, a predicted model, not a curated record